GUUUUCAGUGAGGAAAUGAUUCAGAUAAUUUGUUUGCCUUUGGUGUUUCUGGGUAUAUUGGUUUCGGAUCAAGAAUAUUUCAAAUAUAUUUAUAAUAAAUUAAGCCUGAUAUAUAAUAGAAUAUAAUAAAUAUAAUGUUAACCAUUACUUAAUGGUGCUAUCUCCUUCUAAUUCAGUACUAAUCAAUUUAAAGAUAGUUAAGGGAGCUCCUUUGAAUUCUUAAAAAGCUGUGUUACUGUUUUCCAAUUCAUAAUUAACUUAUUUACAUUUGUUAAAUAAUAUGUAUUAAUUUUGAAUACUUUUAUUCAUUUCCUCUCAGUAGAUAAACAACUCGUCGAUGGGGCUCCCAAGUAAGUGUCUCUAGUUAGGUGACACUUUCGUUGCAAUUCGCAUUUCAUUGCUUGGUUAUGUGGUUCAUGGCGUGGAACCAAGCGGCACCACAUCCACACACAAGCGGCGGGCACUGUGGUGGGGACCACCGAACAGUCGAGCACUGCGUGGUGCGUUACUAAUGACGACUCUGCUCCGACCAAACCCCGUCUUCAACCUGCCUCCCAGUUCGCCCGCCUGCUCCCCGGAUUACAUGCAGUUUAUUGGCACUCACGUCAAUUAUGUCAAAGUGGCGAUCGAGCAGGGAAAGGGUUUCUUUUCGGGGGACGAGCGGAGGAGCUAAUUAUGCGGCCAUUUGGCAAGUCAAUGCAUUAACCAAUACGCAAUUCCUUUGCCCAAUCCACAAAGAGUUGGGAAUUCAGGAGGGAAAAAAUGGGGAAUCGUUGGACGAAUCAGUUUUCAGAUGAUAAAUCCUAUUAUUAAUUUGCGUUAUAUAAUUUCCAGGCAGGCAGAUCUUUUAAAGAACUCUUGUAACUUGUAACGCAUUCUUAAAGACCUUUCUUUAAGCAGCUGUUUAACCUUAGCUUCGAAAUCCCGAAGAGUGCCAACAAUCUAUAGACAAUGUCAAUGGUUUGGGAGCUUGCAUGUGUCAAGAUCAUGCGGUGGUUUUUGUUUUUUGUCUUUCAGUUUUCAGCUGGAAAAGUUCGCACAUACGCUUAGCUGACAGUAAUAACAGCUUAUGUGCGACCCGCAGUCCCCCAAACACACCCCGACUAUCCGUUCCAUCGCCUUCAAAUGGCUUCACUUAAAAGCCAGAAUUAAAGAUGUUUUCACGGGAAUCUGACUUUCAGCUCAAAUUGAGCGCAACCAAAAAAAAAAAAAAAGGGGGAAGUACUUUCGUAAACUCGCGCUCGGCUGUAGUUCAAUGUUUUUUGAAUGGUUUUAUCUGCAUCGGGUCAUCAUCAUUCGGAUUUGGAUUCGGAACAGGAAAGACAGAGAACUCUGGCAAGGUGAAAUCGACACACGGAACCGCCAGAAGAGAAUGCCCCAAGUGGGGGCUUCUUUUUUGGAGGAGGAGGUGGAGGAGGAGGGGUUCGUUGAAAGGGAAACUCCAGCCAAGCGAACCACAACUCAUAUCUCAAUGGAAAUCUAAGGCAAAGGUUUGGGCUUAAACGGAGGCUAUAGCCAAAAUGAAAACAAAAUCAAGAAGCACAAAAAGAUCUAAGCCAGAAACUAUGGAAUAUCUUAUACACUUUGAUGGUUAAAGUUUUUGAAUUAUUAAUUUGGGGUAUAAAGAAUAUAGAUACAUUUUUAAAAACCCUAUUUGAAUUAAAAGUAAUACAAGAAACUUCCCAGAAUCCAUUUUGUUUUGGCACCCAAACAAAUUCUUCAAGCACUUAAAUCUUUGAAUGCUUUUUAAUGGGUCUUUUGAGAAGUGCGGUAAGCAUUUGAAAUAUGACCAACUUCCCAGUGGUUUUCGAAGACUUCCAUUGUUUUGAGGAGGGUAUCCAGCCGUGCUCCACAUCCACGCACACACAUGUGUGUGUUGUGUGUUGGGUGUUGUGUGUUUUGUCUUGGAAGGUGGCUGCUGGUCCGCCCUCCAAGCGAAUGUGUUGCAUAAAUGCCGACGACUCCAGCUGCGACGACUCCAAAACUAUGCAAAAAGCUAAAGAAAAACGAAAAUCGAGGAAAACACAUACACCCAUACACCCACACACACCACACACACAUAUGUACAUGGGUCUUCUUGGCUGCAGAUUGCGCAAAAAAAAAAAAAAAAAAAAAGAAGAAAAACCUCCGUCGGCGGCGACGCAUCGCUUGGCUGCCUCAACGAAAGCAGCUUGGAGUUUCGUAUCUACGUAUCUGCCGGAUGGCUAGACUCUUGCCGAUGGCCACAGAAGCUACCGAAGCCCCAGAAGCUAUGGCUGCUAUAGCUGUAGCUUAGCUCGAGACUUCAUCGCGCAUUAUUAGCGAGCGCAACUGGCGGACGCGUUUCAGUCGCUUUUUCAAGCGCGCGCAGUUCAAACGCAUUCGAAAAACCAUCUGCGGGCUUCCAUUUGUUUUCCACUUUGUUUUUAGUGCUUCUGGUGACUACUUUUUGUUUUGUGCUGAUAUUUUUAUUUCAUGUGUGAUCCUAAACAAUGAGGAGUCUUUGCUGGCCACUUGCUGUCCUCCUGGCAAUCGUAAGUUGAGCGGAAUCAAUCAUCAAUUGGAGGUGACAAGUAAAAGUAAUAAUUGGAAUUAGACACAAAGAAAAGAAACGUUGACUGUAAUUAGAUUCAAUAAUAUAGUUAAGCAUUUGUUUAAUGCAAUUCAAGCAGUAAAAAAAAAAAAUAAUAAUAAUAAAAAAAAAAUAAUUUAAAAAAAAUAAAUAAAGAAUGAAGAAAGUAUUUAGCUCUUGUAAAUGAAGUUUCGCGAGUUUCACAAUUCCCAUCGCUUGCAUCGUUUGCAGCUGCCCCUUUGCUGUGCCAUCGUGGGUGCAGGAAGGGAUCUCCUGCUGACGCCGAAGCCCGGACACCAGCUGACGGGCAAGCGGAUAUUCUACGAGGAGCCUGCGGAGGAGCGGGCCAAGAACCAACGAAGAAGCACCGCGGAGCGUCCUUGGGAGCGAACCCUCAAGCACGUCACCUAUGUCACACUCUUCACGGACUCGGCGGUUGGAGCAGCGGCUGGAAAUCUGAGCCAGCUGCACGAGUACCACGACUUCCUGCAGACGCCCUACAUUCCGGCUGAUGUCCAGGGAGGAUCUUCCGUUGGAGGAUCGCCGUCCUCGCGCUUCGGUGACAUCGUCACCCUGGCGAAGGGCUACCUGGAGCAGCUGCCGUCCGGCGGAGGCGGAGCGGCGGGCAAUGGCUCCUCCUUUCGCUUCCUGGAGGGCGGCACUUGCUUCCAACUCAAGUGCCCCAACUCGAAUCCCGGCCAGCGACGCGCUCUGUGGCAGGUGCAGCGCAUCCGUCAUCGCGAUGGCGAGGACAAGGGACGACGCUAUCACUACGAGAUGAAGUUCAGUGUGACGCCGUUGGACAGCAACAAUAACAAUCAGAAUAACAACUACAACUCUUGGCAGCCGCACAGCCAGAUGAUGAACUACAUCCAAAAGGAAUCCGAUUACCCGGCGAGUUUUGGCCGCUUGACACACGACGCCUCUUCUGGAUUUGCUCAGAGGCGGCAGGAUCGGGAAAGGUAUGCUGCAGCUUCAGGGAAUGCAGAGCAACCGCAGGCCACCUUCGUCCAUGGAAUCUUUCAGCCAGCACCGCCUCCGAAACUCAAUAUUGGUGAGUACCUGAAGGGCGCAGUUCCCCAGGGAGGAGGAGCUCCCAAGAUCGAACUCUUUCCGGGACUCUUUAAUCUCGGUCUGCGUCCUAAUUACGUGGCGCCCACGACCUUUCGGCCCAACUAUCCGUCUGCGUUGAAGUUCAAUGCGCAUCCUGGAGAGCUGAUUCCGGAGAGGUUCCCCAGCCACAACGGUGAGCUGGUUAACGGGGCUCUGAAUCCCGGAGAACCACUGCCUGCCACUACGGGUGCAGUGACGCAUCACUUCCACCACCACUUCUAUGUGGCACCUGGUGGCAAUGGUGACUCCUCCCCGCUGCAUUCCGAGCUGGGCUACCGCCUGCCCCCCAGUCCGUCUCCACCAACGAGCCAUCCAACUCCUGGUAGUCUCUAUCCCGCCCAUCAAACCGUGCAAUUCCCCAGCUCGCACUCGCACUCGGGCUCCUCGGAGUCGCUGGAGGAACAGGAGCAGGAUCUGCUGCUCCGCACGCCGCAGAUCUAUGGCCAGGCGUCCAAGUUCCAGGCGGCCAAGCUGCCGCCCCUGCUGAUCUACGCGGGUGGUGGUGCCAGUGGCGAGGAGGAGGACAAGUCCUUCGUGCAGAGCGAACCGCUGGAGGAGACGGUCUAUCGCUAUUCCGAACCGGAUCCCCUGUAUGUCCACCAGAAUCCCGUCGAUGUGCUGCCCGAAAGGCAACCGCAGGAGGCGGGGGAAUUCCAAGAGGAGCAGCAGCAGGAACAGGAUCAGGAGCAGCAGAAUUAUCCAGAGGGAGGAAGCAAGGAUCAAAAGCGGGUGAGCAGCUUGAAGCAACCAGAAGUGGCGGUCAGUGCAGCAACCACAGUUAAACCACCCCCAACCACAACCACUGAGAGUGCAACCAUUAGGGAGCGAACCACCCAGAUUCCGCAGAUUCCCACCACGAGCGCCACCUUCGUGUCCACCUCCACGCACUUCAGUCCACUGAGGACCGUUAGUCGCUAUCGAACCACCCCGAAGAUAACCGCUGGCCGAUCGACCACAACCACCACGUCCACGAGCACGGAGCCACCGUUGGGCAAGUGGGCCAAGCGGCGCAAGGAGCAAGACAGCAAGGCCAAGAGCAGUCUGCGCCACGAAUCCUUCGCCAGCAGCAGCACCACUACCACUUCGAGCACCACCACCACUCAAACUCCUCCCCCCUUAACCACUGUAGGUGCACCACUUCCGCCCCUCGCACCACCCGCACCUGCACCACCGCAGAAGGAGGUGGUGGAGGUGCUCACCCAGAAGUCGGUCAGUCGGUCGGUGAGCAUCAAGGUGGGCGAGAACGGCGAGGAGAUACCCAUCAUUGUGGACGACGAGGAGAACGAGGUGAAGCCGCUACCAAAUCAGUAAACAAUAAACAAUAAACGAGAAAGAGAACACCCCAGAUAUACUCCUAAGUGUAAGACUAGUCGUAAGCUCACUCACUCAAAUCUAAAUCUAAAAUAAACUCAAGUGAUCCGCAAGUUAAGAGGAUG
Messenger RNA from Drosophila ficusphila, 5100 nucleotides. RefSeq lists its product as uncharacterized. The record is from RefSeq and is a predicted model, not a curated record. The coding region runs from base 2735 to 4975 and encodes 746 amino acids. NCBI's taxonomy places the organism in Eukaryota, Metazoa, Arthropoda, Insecta, Diptera, Drosophilidae. The transcript has 2 exons.